Mesorhabditis belari is the source of this 645-nucleotide messenger RNA. The record is from the annotation of a GenBank genome assembly. NCBI's taxonomy places the organism in Eukaryota, Metazoa, Nematoda, Chromadorea, Rhabditida, Rhabditidae.
AUGGGAAAGCUCACCUCAUUUUAUCUUUGUGCUUUCAAUAUCGUUCAAUUCUCUAUCCACCUUUUCUUGUUCUACUACGUAUUUGCCACGCAUUUUCAAGGAAGCUAUCAAUGGAAUGACUUUGGCUGGCUACUAAAGUUGGGAACAAUCACCCAACUGAUGGACAUUCCCCAUUCUUUUUUGGGAAUCACUCGAACAAGCACGCAAGCUUGUUUGAUCCAGGUACUGGGACGUUUGACAAUCAUCUAUCUCGUUGAGGGGAAUCCCUAUUUGCAUGAAGCCAACUCAACACUGGUUCUUCUUUUCGCUUACAUGGGCGUCGAAUUGUUCAGAUAUCCAUUCUAUGCUUUCAAAGCCCUUAACCACGAGGUUUUCGCGCUGACUUGGCUUCGCUACUCGGUUUGGAUGUUCUUUUAUCCAUUGGGACUCACCAUGGAGGCUGUGACAAUGAUUCGUUCAAUUCCUUGGUAUUAUGCAUCGGGUCGCUAUUCUCUCGCAAUGCCGAAUGUAUUCAAUUUCGGUUUCAAUAUGGGCGUCUUUCUCACUCUCUUUGUUUCCACUUGUUUUCUCCCGGUUUCCCUUUUUUUGCUCGGACAUAUGAAUGCUCAAAGAAAGAAAAAACUAUCGGUCACACAAAAAAUCGAA